AUGGAUUCAUCCUUGGAAAUUGCCAGAAACUUGCACGAAGAACGCGAGCGUUUGAUCGACUCAAUUGUCAAAGAAACAAUGGCCGAAAAAUUGACGCAUAAGGCGAAAAUCAAUAGUGAGCAAAGAGUCAAGCGAUUUUCCGAUGUAAGAUUUUCAUUUUAUUCAGGAUAUUGUGAUAAUGUUCCAUUCUAUUUUAGAGAUAUCACGAGAUUUCAAACGAACUCGUGAAAUUAUACAAAGAUGAGGAUGGCUCAAGAAGUAUGGAAAUGGACGCGGUUUCAGGGCCAAAUGAGUUUGCAGAAUUCUAUUCAAGGCUGAAGGUUAUAAAAGAUGCUCAUAGACGAAACCCUGAAGAGCUCGCCGAGCCGCUUUCCGUUGAAUUUCAAAAAAUCAAUGACGAAAUCGCGAAUCCCGAGCGAAACGAGCCAGAUAUGAUUGAAUUCAGCGAUGAAGAAGCGUAUGGAAGAUUUCUAGAUCUUCAUCUAGUUUAUGACAAAUUUGUGAAUCUGAAGAAUGUGAAACGGGUGGAUUAUAUGAGUUAUCUUUUGAAUUUCGAAAAAUUCACCGAAAUUCCCAAAGCGACCACAAAGAAAACGGGAGCUUAUAAAGAAUAUAUCACAAGUCUCAAGGAUUAUCUACUCUCGUUUUUCGGCAGAACCCGCCCACUUUAUGACCUGGAAGCUGAUUUUGCUGAGAUUAACGAGAGAAUUGAGAGACAGUAUAAUUCCGGAACACUUGUUGGAUGGGAAGCGGAAAAAUGCGCGGCUUCCGCUGCCGCAGUCGAUUUAUCGCCUUAUAAUAGUGCGGUGGAAUUGGAGGGAUUAGGGUUAGAUCGAUUGAAGGGAGCAUUAAUGGCUUUGGGAUUGAAGUGUGGUGGAACAUUGAGGGAAAGAGCUGAAAGAUUGUAUGCGACAAAAGGACACAAGUUAUCGGAUCUUGAAAAAGCUGCAAUGUCUUCGAAUAGUGCAGAUGCGCAGAAGCAGAAGUUGAGGAAUAUUGGGGUUGCGCAGAUGGAGGGACAUAUUAUUGCGUGAGUUUGUAGAAAUUUGAUUGUUUAGAGAUUCAUUGCUCAUGUUAGACGUAUCUUUUCGGGAAGAAAAUACAAAAAAUUAGCGUUUUUUUUGCAAAAAAGAAAAACGUUUUAUGAAGUUUUCCCCUGAAAAUCAUUCAGUUUCUUCUAGGUUUUCAGCUCAAAUUCCCAUUUUUCAGCAAUUUUGAGUCUAACUUUACCCCUGGCAUGCAGCGUAUGGACGUAACUUACCGCUUCGCGGAAGAUUCCGGCGCUUCGCGCAAAAUUGCGGUUUACACUCGCUUCGCUUGAAAAUAUAUGUUUUCUAGUAGUUUUCGACCCGCUUAUCACGAUUCCGUUGUCUAAAAUUGCAAAACUCAAUUCCUAAUAUGAGCUAUGACGUGGCAAAAUUGAAAAUUUCAAGAAAUUGGAACUUUAGUUUUGACCUCCCAUUUUCCAACUUUGCCACGUCAUAACUCAUACUAGGGCUGAUUCACGAGCGAAAAAAUGUUUAAAAAUGUUUUUUUAACAUCGAAAAAAUCGGUCAAAAUUAGUUUUCCAAGUUUUUCAGCCAAAAAUGAUGACAAAUCGAUAUUUUUCAAGCUUCUGGAGUAAUUUCUGAUUAAAAUUGACCUUGGAAUUCACUUUCCAGAAGGGUUUGCUGAUUUUUCGUAAAAUUGGGUUCUCAAAGCUUAUUUUCAUCAGAAAUUACUCCAGAAGCUUGAAAAAUAUCGAUUUGUCAUCAUUUUUGGCUGAAAAACUUGGAAAACUAAUUUUGACCGAUUUUUCGAUGUUAAAAAAACAUUUUUAAACAUUUUUUUCGUUCGUGAAUCAACCCUAGUAUGAGUUAUGACGUGGCAAAGUUGGAACUUUAGUAGGUCAAAACUACUCGGCCAAAAAACGACAUAGCUCGGGGCGACUCGCUACACAUUUUUUGAGACUCGUUUUGCAGCGAGUUGCCCCAAACGCGCCUCAAAAGUGGCGAGUGCCGGGCAACUCGCUACAAUUUUUGCCCAUUUUUUAAAUCAUGGUUUUUAUGCUUUUUUUCCGGGAUUUCACAGUGAUUCAUUGAUUAAAUGGCCGAUAUAAAUGUAGGGUAAUAAAGCUAUAAGUAGAUCUACUUUUGCUCCAUAGAUACAGUUUUUGAAAAAUGCUUCUGGACACCCUCCGAGAGAGUGGAUCGGGGCGAGAACGGGGCAAGUUGCUUCACGCUCGGGCGAGUCGCCCCAAGCUCGCCCAAAGAGCCUCGGGCCAGUCGCCCGAAACGUGUAGCGACUCCGCCCCGAUUGGUAGCGACCUCGCCGUUUUCUGCCCGAGUAAAGUUACAAUUUCUCGAAAUCUUCCCAUUUUGCCACGUCAUAACUCAUGUUAGGAGAUGAGUUCUGCAAUUUUAGACAACGGGAUUGUGAUCAGCGUGUCGAAAACUACUAGAAAACAUAUAUUUCAUCAAAAAUCUCGAUUUCAAGUUGAAACAGAAGGGUUGAUUAUAGGUUUUCGAGCGAAGCGAGUGUAAACCGCAAUUUUGCGCGGAGCGCUGGAAUCUUCCGCGUAGCGGUAAGUUACGUAUAACAUGAGUAGUGUUUCUCUGCGUCUCCGGAUUUUGAUCCCUAAAAUUCCAAAACAAAAAUUAAUUUCAGAAUGGCCGAUUUGCUAUCUGAAGAAAGAACGGCGACGCGAGAAAAUGUGGAGAGAAAACAGGCGAGAUCUGCUGGAGAAUUUGAAGAGGAAGAAGACGAGGAACCAAUUGUAAGCCUAGAUUUAAAUAUGUAUUUUGAUCCAAAAACAAAAACGUAUUUUUCGCAGGUUGAAGAAGAGGAAGAGGAGGACGAUGGCGCGCCUUAUAAUCCGAAAAAUUUGCCAUUGGGAUGGGAUGGAAAACCGAUUCCUUAUUGGUUGUACAAAUUGCACGGAUUGAAUUUGUCGUAUAGUUGUGAGAUUUGUGGAAAUCAGACUUAUAAAGGACCCAAAGCUUUUCAGAAGCAUUUUAAUGUGAGUUUUUUGGGGGGAAAUUGGAAAAAAGAGAAAUUUUGACAAUUUUCAAAAAUUUACUGUUUCACAAAUAUUUUUAUUUUUUGAAAUGAUGCAUUUUUUAAUAGUACAAUCUUGUCAAUGAUCUAAAUUAAAAUUCAAGUUUAAUUUUUCCACAAACCUAAUAUUUGAAAAGUUCACUGUUUCAAACAUUUGUUAAGUGAAAAUUGUCUUUUCGCAAUUACUUUUCGGCAUUCUGUUGGUUCUCCAAAAAAAAAAAACGUUUCUUAAUUAAAAUUUCAAUUUUUUUUAAUUUGAAAAAUUACUGUUUCAAAAUAUUUUGAUAAGUUUUUGAAUUUUGCUGAUGUUGUUUUUUUUAUGAUAUCAAUAUAAAAAUCAAGUUCAAUUUUUCCACAAACCAAAUGUUUGAAAAAAUUCACUGUUUCAAAUAUUUUUCAAGUAAAAUUGUAUUUUCGCAGUUACUGUUUGACACACGAUACUUCAAUACUUUGAUGGUCCAUUAUUCGAGCGAGUAGCUGUGGACAAUGGACCAUCAAAGUAUCGUGUUCUUCAAACAAAAAAACACUGAUUCUGUGAACUCACAAAAUUGUUUCUGAAUUCAAAUUUCAGUUUUUUUUACUCUGAAAAAUUACUGUGAAAAAUUUUGAUAAUUUUUUGAAAUGUUGAAUUUUUUAAAGCAACACCCUCGUAUAAUAGGCACUUUCUUGAAAAAAGCCCAAAUGUUCUCAAAUCUUAGAUUUAGCUUAGUUUUACUGUUUUCUAUUUCGGAGAAAAAAUUCAAAACGUUUGAAUAAGUAUUAGCCGAAAUAUGGAAGCCCAUUGAAAAAUUGAAAAAACUCAAAUUCAAACAACGCGGGCUAGUGUCAACGCGGAGUCUCGUUGUUUUCUUUUUAUUUUUUCGCAAAAUUUUUCCGUUUUUUUUUCGGAAAAUGACAAUUUGCAUGGAAAAAACUGUUUUCGGGGUAUGAAAAAAAUAAAUUAGAGAAGUAUAAACACAAAGAUUCAAUAUUUCAGACGAAAACUAAAUUUUUCAAUGGAAAUUGUGUUUUGUUUAGUUUUUGACCAGAAUAUGCAAUACGAAACUGAAAUAUCGUUGUCAAAAAUGAAAGUAGAGAUAGUUAAGGAUGUUCAGAAAUCAUUGUUAUGAAUUAUUUCAUUGUUUUCAGUGAAACAAUUCACUUUUUGUGGAAAAAAAGUUGCAAGGGGUACUGUAGCACACAAUUGUCGUCACAGUGUUUGCACAAUUUCAUGAAAUUGCGGAUCUGCACAAUCUGCAGGCGAUUUUCAAAAAAAAAAUAAUUUUUUUUCUCAAAAGUGGUCAAAUUUGAUCGUUUUUGAGUUUUUCUUUUUCAUAUUGCUUGUGAGCAUAGCUGGAUAGGUUAAUUUUAUAAAUUUUCGUGUUUGAAUGCAUUCCGCAAUGGCCUUAUUAUACGAGGGUGUUGCUUUAAUAGUAUGGAUUUUGUCAAUUAAAAAUCAAGUUCAAUUUUUCCAAAAACCGAAUUUUUGAAAAAAUUCACUUUUUCAAACAUUUUUCAAGUAAAAAUUGUCUUUUCGCAAUUACUUUUCGGCAUUCUGUUGGUUCUUCAAAAAAAAAAACGUUUCUAAAUUCAAAUUUCAGUUUGUUUUACUUUGAAAAAAAUUUACUGUUUCAAAAUUUUGAUAAUUUUUUUGAAUUUUUGAAUUUUUCUUUGUUUAUUCUCUCAACAUUGGUUGAAAUUAAAAAUCAAGUUCAAUUUUUUUCACAAACCGAAUUUUUUGAAAAAAUUCACUUUUUUCAAACAUUUUUCAAGUAAAAAUUGUCUUUUCGCAAUUACUUUUCGGCAUUCUAUUGGUCCUCCAAAAAAACAUUUUAUACUGAUUCUGUGAACUCACAAAAUUGUUUCUAAAUUCAGUUUUCAGUUUUUUUACUUUGAAAAAUUACUGUUUCAAAAUUUUGAUAAUUUUUUGAAAUGUUGAAUUUUUUCCAAUAAUAAUAGUGUAUUCAGAGUUAAAAAAUUUACUGUUUCAAACAUUUUUCAAGUAAAAAGUGCGGUCAAACGUUUUUGAUUUUUGAUAUGCCGAGAAUGAAUUUUUCAAAAAUUUGGGGUGAAAAUUAUUUUCACAAAGUUUUUUGACUGAACAUUUUGAUAAUAAAUUCUUAUAAAUUUUGGGGGAAUGAGACUGAUUCUAAAUUUUUUUUCCAGAAUUUUUUUUGAGUUCUAGGAAAACUUUUUAACAUAAAAAAUUCACUGUUUCAAAUAUUUUUCAAUUAAAAUUAUUUUCAUUAGAUAUUUUGAUGUCACAAGUUUGUUUAUCUGCUAAAAAUCUUUUUUUCAUUUUUUUUCUACGAAAAAUUCACUGUUUCAAAUAUUUUUCAAUCAAAAAUUUGUUAUCUAAUUUUUGAUACAUUAGCCAAUCUUAGCAAAACUAAAAAAAAAUAAAAAAAAAUAAUAUUCCAGGAAUGGCGUCAUUCACACGGAAUGCGUUGUUUGGGUGUCCCAAACACUGCUCAUUUUGCCAAUAUCACAAAAAUCAAAGACGCGUUGGAUUUGUGGAAUAAAAUGAAAGUGGAAAAAGAGCGCGGAAAAUGGAAUCCGGAUAUGGAUGAGGAAUAUGAGGAUUCGGCUGGAAAUGUUGUGACCAGAAAAAUGUAUGAGGAUUUGAAGCGACAGGGAUUACUGUAG
Molecule: messenger RNA, 5661 nt
Organism: Caenorhabditis angaria
Lineage: Eukaryota; Metazoa; Nematoda; Chromadorea; Rhabditida; Rhabditidae
Source: the annotation of a GenBank genome assembly